Messenger RNA from Plectropomus leopardus (leopard coralgrouper), 2100 nucleotides. Its product is annotated as C-X-C chemokine receptor type 3-like. The record is from RefSeq and is a predicted model, not a curated record. Gene Ontology annotation, cellular component: external side of plasma membrane; membrane. Lineage: Eukaryota; Metazoa; Chordata; Actinopteri; Perciformes; Serranidae. Gene Ontology annotation, biological process: calcium-mediated signaling; immune response; G protein-coupled receptor signaling pathway. Gene Ontology annotation, molecular function: C-C chemokine binding; C-C chemokine receptor activity.
UGCACGCGGAGUGCGUCCGUGUUGUAAAACUUUAAGGAAGCGCGGCUUUUGUCAUCGUCCGCCGUUUGGUUUCCCUGCGCUGCCCUGCUACCCAGGAAGGUGGUGUUUUCUGUGAUUUGCCUUCUGCGUGUUUAAAAGCGACUUCCCUCUCGUUUUUAGUCGUGGGAUGCUAAAAGUUUGCGUUCAAGAAAGAUUUUGUGCGUUUUUCUGCUGGACUUGACGGACGCUUGACAGCUGCAGUCCGCCCGCCCCCCCCAAAAAAACAGCGACGGUGCUGCAGAGCUGCUGACCCCGGUGAGAGCAGAGGAGACUCUGACGGUGGCUGAGUUUGACCUUUUUUAGUGUCAUCAGUCCACAGCGCACACAGGUGAUCUGCAGCUGAAGUCAUUUAUGUAGAUGAACAUGGAAUUGGAUCUCGAUGGGAUAUUUCGCAACAACGACACCUAUGACUACGAUGAGGACUAUGAAUAUAAAGAGGACUUUGAUCAAAGGGCCAGUGACGCGGUGUUGAUCCCGCUUCUGUACUCCGUGGAGCUGGUUAUCGGUCUGCUGGGAAAUGGACUACUCCUGGCCGUUCUGGCUCAGAAGAGGCAGUCCUGGAGAAUAUCAGACACCUUCAUCCUCCACCUGAGUGUCACGGAUAUCCUGCUGCUGCUGACGCUGCCCCUCUGGGCUGCACAGGCCGCUCUGCAGAGUGGAUGGUGCUUUAAAGGUUUUUUGUGCAAGAUCAGUGGAGCAAUUUUUAAUAUCAACUUCUACUGUGGGAUCUUUCUUCUGGUUUGCAUCAGUAUAAAUCACUACCUGUCCAUCAUCGGCGCCACUCGGCUGUACUCCCAGAAUAACCCCAGGUUAGUUCAUAUCAGCUGCCUGUCGGUCUGGCUCGUCUCUCUUACCCUUGCCCUCCCCGAUUGCAUUUUCAUGGCGGUGACGAAAUCUUCAGAGAAAUUAAGGUGUGAUCACAGCUUCCCUCAGUCAGACACUGACUGGAAGCUGGUGUCACGCCUGCUCCACCACACACUGGGCUUCCUGCUGCCUGCAGGCGCCCUGAUCGCCUGCUGCUGUUGUAUCCUGCUGCGUCUACAGCGCCGCACCAAAAGCCUCCAGAAGAAGAGGGCCAUCAUGGUCAUCCUGCCCCUGGUAGUGGUCUUCUUUCUCUGCUGGAUGCCAUACAACAUCACACUCAUGGUGGACACUUUCAGGGGCGGCUCUAAGAAAUCUGUGGAUGUUUUAUCUGGGAAUCCUGAACAGUCGCUGAAUAAAGCUCUGAUGGUCACAUCUGGUCUGGCCUGCUUGCACGCCUGCCUCAGGCCUCUGCUCUACCUCGGCCUGUGUGGAAACUUCAGAAAAAGGAUGCUGGCCAUGCUGACACGAGCAGCAGUUGAAUCAGAGGACUCGCUGUGGGAGUUGGGUGUGGGCGAAGAGGCCCCGCCUGACCAGAAUCAUGAGGCCGAAGAGCUAAAACAGAUGACAAGUGUAGAUCAUCAGGUUCAGUCAACUCAGUGCUGAUCAAAACAAAAACAAAAACGCCAAUCCUGUGACUCAGAAGUGACCUGAAUAAUGCUCCACCCCUGAGGGGAAUUUAGUGUCAUGGGUUCAAGGGAUGAUGAAAUCAUGAUGCAAACAGAUAUUUAUAAAAAUGACGCUUUCACACUGCACUUUAAUGUGAAAGUUUCCGAGCCAAGUCAUGGUGACAUACGUUAGUACUUUUAUUUUUUUAAUCACUUGUCAAUAGCUUGUCACCCCAAUCAUGCAUUUCAUUCACUUGUGGACAUCUGUAUUUUUAUUGUGUAUUAUUUUUAUUAUUAAUAUUGAAAGCAAACUGUUUUUUAUAUUAUUUCAUAUAUUAGUGAAAGAUAUGUGCCAAUGAAGAGUUUUUAGUUGUUACACAAUCAUCAUAAAGCUAAUGCCGUAAUGGUAAACUGGUGGGAAUAAUAAGCUCUCGUCAAAACAGUAUAACAUAAUUACAGUAUGUAGUGUCAUUGUGAUCUGCCAUUAAACAGCCAGACGGAGUUUAUAACUUUAUUGCUGAUAACAAAAACUGUUUCACUUUUCAUAUUAUGCUGUUAUCAUCCAGCAGUAAAGACAGCGUGAAUUCAACAA